AUGCCUCGAGCAACAGCGUUGAGAAAGAAAAGAAAAGAAGGUUCUUCGUCUUUGAAAUCAGUAGUGCCUGCUGGCUCGACUCAUUUCGAUGCCGAUAUUGUUCAAGUCAUUUGUUCUUUCAUGAACAUGGAAGAGUAUUUGCGAUUGCAAUUGGUGAAUACCUUCUUUUUGAAAGGAGUUAGACAAUUUUGUGCUACUAUUCCAUAUUUUCGAUUUACCAAACACUUCUUCUUCUUGAUUCAAACAGCAGGACAACAAAAGGAAUCUAAUUUGAUUCAAUUUGCUAGCCAACCUCCUAUAAUUCGUUCACGAUACUCUAACUCUUGUGACAUACCUAAAUGGACAAAUUCACAACUGGAUCCUCUCUUCACAGCCAGUAAGGCACUCAUUAACAAGCAGUUGAGAGGAUUACUUUCUACUCUUUAUGUACACGCUAAGAGUGUCUAUUUUUCUGAUGUUCCAAUUACAAAAUCACUCAUGAAUGAUCUCAUGUUUGAUACAAGACAUCCAAGCGUGAUUGAGAAAAAUAAGGACAAUCGAUUGGAUUUUAAAUUUACUGAAACCAAUGUGUUUGAAACCAUUGAACACAUUUCAUUUGUUGGAUGCUCGUUUGAGAGAGGUGUAUUGGCCUUUUUGGCAAGCAAAUUGAUCAAUCUAAAGAGUUUAUUAAUUUUCAACUCUCAUGAGUUGCCAUUUCAUGAAGUUUAUCACUUAUUUAAUAAGAAAUCAAAAUGCAAGUCCUUGCGAUUGUUUUAUCAUGAUUUAAUUCCAAUAGCUGAAAUUAUUCAUCAAGAUCAGUUGAAUGCACAUGAAUUGGAGGUGUUGACAAACAAAGGCCAUACACUCGGUCCUACGAACAAGCAACGCCAUCACCCAUCCAUGAGCAAACAGUUUUCUACAUCAGACCAAGAUGUCCAAGACAUGAUUGAAUCAAUUCCUGAUCAUGUUGUUGCAAUACCCAUUGUUCAUACAUGUGCCUAUCAUGCCGUUGGAUCCAAAGUCGACAAUUAUGAAAGUGCUAUCAAGGAAUAUAUGGAUUUAUUUGGAAUAUUUAGUAAUUCAUUUUCAGAUCGUGAACUUUGUGUUCAAUUAUGUGGAGGAAAAGUUCAUAAGCGAAAAGGGCCUGUUUCUUUGUUGGCUAUGAUGUACGGGUCAGCAUCUGAAAAAGACGAAGAAGAAACACCACCUCAAUUACCAAUCAAUAUUGACAGGAUGUUGAGUAAUGUCGAAUUUUUACUUAGUAACGGAUUACAUCUUUUCGACCUUCCAUUUGAUGGAUAUGAUUUUCUGAGAUAUUCUAUUUAUCUCCAUCAAAACGAACCAAGAUUAUGGAAUCUCUAUGAAAAAUAUCACUUUCGUAAAUUGCCUGAUUUCAACAAGUUGAUCAUCCAACCUCAAUUACAUGAACAUGUCAUCACACUUUUGCAGGGCAUUAUUGAUUUAUCUGAGCAAACCCUCUAUCCAGUUCAGGAGGCCAAUUUAAUUGAUUUUAUGGAAGAAGUUAAGGAAAAGAAGUGUUACCCUCGUGAUCUUAAUGAUGUCAUGACUAAUAUACUUGAAGAUCUUCCUGAUUUAAUCAAACCUUGCGUUGAAAAAGGUCUAUUCAACCUUAGGGCACCUCUCCCUAUGGCGAGGUAUUAUCAUCCUGGAGCUGACAGCGAGAAGGCGUAUGAAUAUCUCAAAGAACAACACGAACUUGAAAACAAAAAGAAGAAGAGAAAACAAUAA
Messenger RNA from Naegleria lovaniensis, 1728 nucleotides. RefSeq lists its product as uncharacterized. The record is from RefSeq and is a predicted model, not a curated record. Lineage: Eukaryota; Heterolobosea; Eutetramitea; Acrasida; Naegleriidae. Bases 1 to 1728 code for a protein of 575 amino acids. The transcript has 3 exons.